UCCUUCCUAAAUCACUGAAUUACCACUCUACCCUUAUCAUGCCGUCCUCAAGUUCCGCUUCCGUUCAAGCCUUCGCGCCACAAAACCACGGGUUCGGAACGAACACGGAGCCAAUUCCGAUCGAAGAUGCGGCAGCGGCCUCGCCGCCGGUGACGGAUGCCUUUGUGGUCGGCGUCGACACCGCGGACGACGUCGACGGCCGGAGGCUCAGGCGGAAGAUCUCCAACCGGGAGUCGGCGCGCCGGUCGCGCGCGCGCAAGCAGCGGCACCUCGACGACCUCCGCGCCCUGGCCGCAAGCCUGCGGGGCGGCCGCCGCGAGCUCGCGGCGCGCGUGCACGCCGCCCGAAGCCGCGUCACUAUCGUCCUCCACGCCAACGACGAGCUCCGCGCGGAGGCCGCCGCCCUGAGCCGCCGCCUCGAGGUGGCGGCUCAUCGCGCGCUCGCCCUGAACCAGCUGUACGCCGCGGCCGCCGGUCUCGGAGCCGGGACGUUCGAGCAGGCCGCUGCCUCGCUGAUCGCCUGGAGCUGAUAGGCGCCGUGCGUGCAUGCAUCAUGCACGUGCACGGGUAGGGUCUACGUACUUUCUCUGGUAAACGGUAAAGAGAAGGCACGACGUACCGUGGGAUAGCUAGCUAGCUUCAUCAGUCCUGAAGUGAAUGUCAAAGAAAAAAGCUUUCAGUCCUGAAGUCUUGUGAUUGGGUAGAUAUAUCAGUCACCAAGUAAAAGAACGGGACAUAAUGGCACGAUUAAUUCGUGACCGUUAAAGGCACAAAAAAAAGUUGGAAUGUAAUUUUACUAAACCAACAUCUAAACCUUGUGUUCGUCGACUGGUUCCCCCUGUCCUGCCGGCUCCAUAUAUAUUUUCUCUUCUGAAUUCUUGGUUAU
Molecule: messenger RNA, 886 nt
Organism: Triticum aestivum (bread wheat)
Lineage: Eukaryota; Viridiplantae; Streptophyta; Magnoliopsida; Poales; Poaceae
Product: ocs element-binding factor 1-like
Exons: 1
Coding region: 39-530 (163 amino acids)
Biological process (GO): positive regulation of DNA-templated transcription
Cellular component (GO): nucleus
Molecular function (GO): DNA-binding transcription factor activity; transcription cis-regulatory region binding
Source: RefSeq, a predicted model, not a curated record